Molecule: messenger RNA, 1290 nt
Organism: Didymodactylos carnosus
Lineage: Eukaryota; Metazoa; Rotifera; Eurotatoria; Philodinida; Philodinidae
Source: the annotation of a GenBank genome assembly
AUGGGCCAAAGAAUGGUUAAACGACAAGUGAAUGAAGGUCUUGUGUUAUAUACACAAAAAAAUUAUGAAGAUGCAAUUAAAAAAUGGAAAACAGCUAUUCAUAAAAUGAAAGAUAAACAUUUAAAAUUUACUACACUUGGUUAUAUUGCAUCAGCAUGUCGUGAUCGUGGACGAAAUCGUGAUUAUUUAGUAUAUAGUGUUCAACAAAUCGAUAUUGCUCAUGAACUUGAUGAUAAUGUACUUCGUUCACAAGCAUAUUUAAAUUUGGCACGUGCUAAUGAAAUUCUUGCCGAUUAUUUUAAAGCUGUUUCAUAUAGUCGUUCGUCUUUACAACAUGCAUGUUCAAAUGAUCGUAUUCAUGGUUAUGCUUAUCUUGCAAUGGCUGAUGCCUACAUUGGUAUUUGUAAUUUUUCUAAAACAUUAGAAUGUCUUGAUAAAGCAUUAUCAAUUUCUCGUGAUCAUGAUGAUUAUGUAAUGGAAAUACAAGUACUUAGUACAAUGGGAAAAGUAUUUCUUGCAUUAAAAGAUUUUCCAAAAGCAUUAAAAUAUCAAGAAAAAGCACUUCAAUUAGCUAUAUCAAAUGCAAAAUUUUCAACUGAAGAUAAUAUUAAUACGGCAACAAAAUUUGUACGAUUAACAAAAUUAAAAUUAGCUACACCCUAUCGUUUAUUAGGAGAAUAUGAUACAGCAACAAAAUGUGUUGAAGAAGCUAUGAGUGCUGCGAGUGCUAUCGGUGAUCGACCUAUUCAAGCCAAAUGUUUAGUUGUUCUUGGUGAUAUUCAACGAUCAAAGGAUAAUGCUGAAACGGCAUGUAAAAAAUAUCAAGCAGCACUUCCUAUGUUACAAGAUAUGGGUGAUCGUUACGGUUAUACACUUGCAAUGUUAUGUUUAGCAAAAGCAUUGAUCAAAUUAGAAGGUCAACAACAUAUGGCUGUUGAAGUAGUAUCAACAGCUUUGUCAAUUGCUCAAACAAUCGGCAAUAAAUUGAUGCAAGCUCGUUGUUAUUUAUUAAGUGAAAUGAUAUAUUUAUCGGAAAAUCGUUUAGAUGAUGCAAAAAAAGCAUGUGAAUCUAGUUAUCAAUUAUUUAAAGAAAUGGAUUUAUAUUGUAUAUGUAAUCAAUUAAUUGGAUCUCAUCCAGAUACCCUUCAAAUUCUUCCUUGUACACACAUAUUUCAUGAAAGAUGCAUAAUUCCACUAUUACAGAAAUGGACAAUUGAAACACAAAAUUGUCCUAAAUGUAAAAAAGGAUUAAUUUAUAAUAGAAGUUAUGUAGCUUUUUGUUGUGAUUGA